Pyrus x bretschneideri (Chinese white pear) is the source of this 799-nucleotide messenger RNA. RefSeq lists its product as uncharacterized. The coding region runs from base 40 to 714 and encodes 224 amino acids. NCBI's taxonomy places the organism in Eukaryota, Viridiplantae, Streptophyta, Magnoliopsida, Rosales, Rosaceae. The transcript has 2 exons. The record is from RefSeq and is a predicted model, not a curated record.
GUUGUAAGUCCUCACCGCAAAAUCCAGCCACCAACGACAAUGGCUUCACUGCCCAAAUCCACCACCGUCGUCCCAAUCCUCAUCCUCCUCGCCGCCUCUCUCUGCCUCGCACUGCCGUCAUCAAAAGACCCAGUUCCCACCCCGUGGCCCCACCAAUUCCACUCCAUACUGAUGAUGAACUACACCGGAACCCUCGAGCUGAUCGACCUCUGGUACGACUGGCCCAACGGCCGGAACUUCAACAUCAUACGGCACCAGCUGGGAUCGGUCACCUACGACCUCGAGUGGAACAACGGCACCUCCUUUGUCUACACAUUGGACUCCGCCCGAGAGUGCAAAACCGUCCACGUUGAAGUGGGCAUUCUCCGACCCGAUUGGCUCGACGGAGCCAGGUAUGUGGGUCGGCGCCUCGUGGACGGUGGUUUCUUGUGCGAUGUUUGGGAGAAGGCCGACUUCAUAACGUACUAUGAGGACGUUGAUACCAAUCGGCCUGUCCAUUGGGUUUUCUACACAGGGAGGGAGGCACAUGUGAUGACAUUUGAGGUUGGGGCAGUGCUCGAGGAUGCGAAAUGGCAAGCCCCUGUGUACUGCUUUGAUAACAAGAAAACUGAUACUGUCCCAGAAGCAGAAGCAGAAGCAGAGUAUUCCAUCACCGGUGCUUCUAUGGAUGGAGGAUUUCUGAAAGGUUCAAAUCUAUUGGGAUUCAAUUUAUAGUGAUGUUCAGGGUUUAUGUUUUCUUUCUUUUUGUUUUUUGUACUCAACUUUUAUAUAUAAGAAUAAAUGAUUUUAUGGUUAACAA